UGUCGCUCGCAGUCAUUUCAAAUGGAUCGCGCUCGCUUUGAGUUCUUACAUCGGAUAUCAGUUCAGUCUAUAACCGCUACGCCAAGUAUAACGUUCGAUAAAAGUUUUUGAAACAAAAAAUUCUAAACAUUUUUGUUACUAAUAAGUUUCGCUAUAUACUUGUAUUUUUGUAUGACGCGUGUCGGGUGUUGUUAUUGCUAUUGUAUUGUGCGCGUGUGAAUAAUUGCUUGUCGAGUGUUUCAAUAUUAUUAGGAACUAACAAUCAAAAUAGUGGCGCCACUGCGUGGUAACAAGUCAUCUUUGCUAAAAACAAAAAAAAAUUCUUUUGUGAAAUUCAGUUGUGCUCUAAAUGUUGGCGACAAAGUGAAAUAGUGAAAAACGGCGAAAAAAGUGUACAUUAAUUUCGACUCGCAAAGUUUUGGCUACGAGAUCAAUAGUCAAUUGAAUAAGUGUUAACUGUGUGUGUGUGUGAGUGCGCGUUUGUCAAAAAUUCAUAUUUCUCACUUGAUCGAGAUUUAAGGAAAUGUAGAAAAUAGAUUUCGAAUGCGCUGAAUAAAUUUAAUUGUUUACCAACAUAAAUAUUAUUAAUUAAGAAAGGAAGAUCGCGUUUAUUCUUGGAAACUAACAAAACUUUUUUCUCAGUACAAAGAAAAAUAAAUAAAUAAAUAAUAAAUAAUAGAAAAUUUAAUAAAAAAAUGCCUGUGCAAAUACGAAUUUUAAUGAAAAUUCCAUUUAUAAAAUAUAAAUUUCAAAUUUAAAAUAUAAAUUAAAAAGAAAAUAAAAAAUUACUUUCCUCAAAAUUUCUUUGAUCAAAAAAUAUGCGAACAAAUAAUAGCAAUUAAAAUUGAUGGGAAAUAUUUAAGAAUGUGGCUUAAGCAAGAGGCUUGGGAAAAUCAAAACGGAAUCAUAAUUAACGUUCUUUAAAAUAAACUUCAAAAAUUUGCGUACCAAAAACAUCGCACUAAACCAUUGGCCGCCUUAGCAACAUGUUGCCGCAACGUUUACCUUCCCAUUAGCAACUAUUAAACGCAGUAAUAACAAAACCCUAUUAUUUUAAGGAAACAUUUGUGAAAAUCACUACACCAUAAAACCAUACCUGAAAAAGUGGUUACCAACGCAAAAUAUAGCAAAAACAACAACAACAUCCAGCCACAUUUUAUGGAACAACAAAAUAAUUUAGACACCAAAAAUGUUCAGUUCAGCGGAUGUGGCCGCAGUGCGUCAUGUGGUGCAACGCAUAUUGGUGCCAUGUGUAUUUGUGAUCGGAUUGCUGGGAAAUUCUAUGAGCAUUUAUGUGCUGACCAGAAAGCGCAUGCGUUGCACAACAAAUAUUUACCUCACCGCCCUCGCCAUCACCGACAUUAUUUACCUCACCAUGGCAUUGUUGCUAUCUCUCAAACACUAUGAUUAUGUGCAGCGUCAUGUGGAGAUCUUUUGGAAGUGCUAUGGCUACGUGGUUUGGCUUUGUGAUGCUUGUGCAUAUAUUUCCAUUUACAUUGCCGUGUGUUUUACGAUCGAACGAUUUAUAGCGAUACGCUACCCGCUUAAACGACAGACAUUCUGUACGGAAUCGUUGGCGAAGAAAGUCAUUACAGGAGUCGUCCUCUUCUGCCUGUUCUCCACUAUUUCGACAGCAUUCGAACAUCAGUAUCGCAUCACUAAGAAAUCAAUUGAUAUCCAUGGCAGCGUAUGCAAUAUAACCCCAGCGAAUGCGCCAGAACGAUUGGCAUUGCUACAACUGAAUUACAACGAAAGCGCACGCCAGCAACCACAACAACAACAACGACAAGUACAACAUCGAUCAAGGAACCAACAAGACGACGAACAACAUUUACCAUUGCAACAUAAUGUAGCAUUGCCGGCAUCAACGACGCCAUACAUCGAUUUCGAAGGCAGUGGUCAGGCUAUUGCGGAUGAGCGCACCGAGCAUAGCCAUUGGCAGGCGCAGGCUAUAGUUGCUACAACUGGGGCAGUAGUGAAUAAAAGGGACAAUUUGGGUAGCGGUAGCAGCACUAGUGGAAACAAUCGAGAAGAAGGAGACGGUAACGGAGAAGAUGGAAGCAAUGCAUGGCAGCUAAAACCGGAUGUAAUAUUGCGUCGAUUGAAACAUACAGUAGACCUGAAGCAAGCAGCGGCCCCAUCGAUAUUGCCGUCAACUUCGCUCACACCAUCGAUUUCUCUUGUUACACCUUUGCCAAUGGCAAUAGCAGCAGCAACAGCAGCAGCAGUCAGACCAAGUGACGCGCAAGUGAAAGCUUCGAAAGCCGCUUUUUUAGCGACAGCCAGUAGAAACAUUCCUAGCAUUGUCGCAAGCUACCUAUCCUUGGAUAAACACUCCGAUCACUUACUCGACUCUGAGUUUUUGGUGAGCUUAGGUACGCCGCUUUUAGGUAACGUCGGCGGAAACGAGCAAAUAGUGGAUGGCAUGCACGGAGAGCUUAAGCGGGAGCAACUACCUGCUGAUCCGACUAAAGCGGGUGAGUCGCAGCAGAACUUCGAACCACAAGAGGCUGAAGCUGUCUUCUUCAACAUAACGGAUUAUUGCGAAGAAGUCACCUACUAUAAGAAUUGUCUAUCAAGCUUGGGUGAGAAUGCGCUAUACACACGUCUGUGGUACUUUUUCACACUUUUCGUUUUCGUUUUGAUGCCACUAUGCCUGUUGGCUACCUUCAAUUGCUUCCUAAUAAUGUUGGUGCGUCGCUCGAAGAGUUUGCGCGGCGAGAUGACAAAUGCGAAUAGCAUACGACGGUCCCGCAUGAGCGGCAAAGGGCCACGCAAGUCGCAUAGCUCAUCCGUUUCACAGGAGAAUCGCAUCACCGUCACACUGAUUGCCGUGGUUUUGCUCUUCAUCGUGUGCCAACUGCCUUGGGCUAUAUAUUUAAUUGUUUCGGAGAAUGUCGAUAUCGAUCACAAUGUGCAAGCAAUAAUUGGCAAUAUUUUCAAUUUUCUUGCUGCCAUCAAUGCAGCCGCAAACUUCUUCCUCUACUGUGUGCUAUCGGACAAAUAUCGGAAAACGGUGCGCGAACUGAUAACCGGCUACAAAUAUCGUGCACAUGCGCGCAAUACAAGCGCCAAUGCGAGUCUCUUUACGAGUACGCAAGCAUCGCAAUCGUUGAAUGGCAGUCGACGUUAUCGGCCGACCGCAGCAGCGUUAGUGGUGAAGUGAGUGUGGGUGGGGCAGUGCUGUGGUGGGCUCUCGCGAGGUGGGCCAAUUGUAUUCUGCUUAGUUGAAUUUGUGUGUUUAUUGUUGUUAAUGAUGUGGGCCUCGAUAGCGCAGUUUAACUCGUUGAUUAAAUUAAAAUUAGCUAGUAUUUAUUGAAUAAUAUUCUAAUUUAAGAUAAUUAAAAUUGAUUUAGGUAUUUCGUUAAGUGGAUAAGUAACGAUUUUCAUAUAUAAUUUGAAUGAAAAUAUGGUAUGUUUCGUGCUGGCUAAGUAUUGAAUUUUAAUUAAGUGACUAGUUGUAAUUUAUUCUAUGCACAAGCAAAUGAGUCGAAAAAUAUUUUAUGAUAAUUAUUAGUAUCUUUCUGAUAAUAUUCUAAAUAAUAUGAAAUAAUGAAAUGAUAUUAAAUUAUAUUAAAUAAUUGAAAGAAAAACAAAAAUUAUUAUAUAAUAAAUACUACUCCUU
Molecule: messenger RNA, 3625 nt
Organism: Anastrepha ludens (Mexican fruit fly)
Lineage: Eukaryota; Metazoa; Arthropoda; Insecta; Diptera; Tephritidae
Exons: 8
Coding region: 1190-3166 (658 amino acids)
Biological process (GO): G protein-coupled receptor signaling pathway
Cellular component (GO): membrane
Molecular function (GO): G protein-coupled receptor activity
Source: RefSeq, a predicted model, not a curated record